CGGAAGUAUUAUUCUCUUGUGGUUCGGGUGAAAAGUCACACAGCUAUGAGUGCAAUGGCAACGAGCACCCUACGGGCGAUUUUCAAAGCUUUGGGCGAUGGCCCCGGAUACGAUCGAGUUUUGAGUAAGCUGAACCUGGUGUCUGCUGCUCCAGGGAAAAUUGUCUGUGAACUCCAAGUUGAAGAAGAGCAUACAAACAAAGGAGGCACUUUACAUGGGGGAUUGACUGCUACUCUAGUCGAUACAGUUUCCACAGUUGCACUUCUGCACACAGAGAGAGGUGCUCCUGGAGUCAGUGUUGAUAUGAACAUUACGUACAUGAAUGCGGCAAAGAUUGGGGACUCUGUACUAAUCACAGCUCAAGUUUUGAAACAAGGAAGAACACUAGCUUUUGCAACUGUAGAUUUGACUAAUAAAGAUUCAGGAAAACUCAUCGCACAAGGACGACACACAAAGCAUCUUGGGAACUGAUGCAGUUGUCUUAUCAGGACAAAUUAACCUGCCUCAAAGUGUAAUAAAUGCAGUAGUAGUGAUGGAGGUCUCCGGCAAGAACAUUUGUGUUACUAAGCUAUUAUUUUGCUGCACUAAGCAGGAACAUAUAUAAAAGUUAAAUCCUCCGAAAUGGUUGUGUGUUUUCUGUAAUAAGCAACAUAUGAUAAAGCUUUGAUAUAUAUGCACUUAUACAAGUGUCUUGAAAGCUGUGAAAAUUCAGUCUGGCAAAUUGUUGUGAUUAUUUUUACUCUUCAAUAAAUAUGCCCCCUAGUGGUGCUUUGACUGCCA
Molecule: messenger RNA, 780 nt
Organism: Xenopus laevis (African clawed frog)
Lineage: Eukaryota; Metazoa; Chordata; Amphibia; Anura; Pipidae
Gene: acot13.S
Product: acyl-CoA thioesterase 13 S homeolog
Cellular component (GO): cytosol; mitochondrion; cytoplasm
Molecular function (GO): fatty acyl-CoA hydrolase activity
Source: RefSeq, marked provisional